AUGGGCAGAGACGGUAAAUAUAAUGGCUCCCCGCCUGCGACACUAUUUGAUAGAUGCCUGAAGGACGGCAUGUACCCACGGGCAUGGCGAACAGCGAGACUGGUCCUGCUACGAAAGGAGGGUCGUCCGCUAGAUUCGCCGUCCGCAUACAGGCCGAUAUGCCUGCUGGACGAGGUGGGCAAGCUCCUGGAAAGGAUAAUUGCAGCGCGUCUAGAGGCUCAUAUGGAGCGACGAGAGCCUGGGUGGCACGACAGCCAGUACGGGUUCCGCCGAGGACGCUCGACAGUGGACGCGGUGAGACGGGUAUGCUCUAAGGUGGAGGAUAUGGUCUCCCAGGAAGGAGUGGCGAUAGCGGUCUCACUAGACAUAACUAACGCCUUCAACUCCAUCCCAUGGGCAAGAAUCUUAGAAGCCCUGAACUACUACGAGAUACCGGAGUACCUCGUAAGGGUUAUUAGGGCAUACCUCUGCGACAGGUGGAUCAUAUACAACACCAAGGAUGGGGAAACGAGGAAAACGGUCGAGUGCGGUGUACCGCAGGGGAGACUCGGACUGAGCGUGUCACCAACCAAAUCGGAAGCCCUGGGGUUCUUCGACCGGCGACGAAGAGAACCACCACCAACCGGACUGUCCAUCAAUAUCAACGGAGAGGAAGUGCCGGUGGGACACCAGAUGAGGUACCUGGGUCUCAUCAUCGACAGCCAGUGGACCUUCGAGCCGCACAUUGAACAACUGGUCCCAAGGGUGACUGCCGCGGCCAACGCCCUAUGCGGCCUACUGCCGAACGUGGGUGGAGCGGGAGUGGGCGUUCGCCGACUGUACGAGGGAGUCGUAAAAUCCCGAGUACUCUACGGAGCCCCAGUGUGGGCCGAAGACAUGAUGGAGAGCCGGCGCAGCCGGCUACUACUAAGGAGGCUACAAAGGACGACCGCCAUCCGCACAGCAAGAAGCUACAGGACGGUGUCAUACGCGACGGCGACCGUGCUGGCCGCGUCCCCCCCUUCGAGCUGCAAGCCCUCGCACUUCGAAGGGUAUACGACAAAAGGAAGAUCUCACGCCUGGACGGGCGCGCAACGACGCCACCACCCGACAACAGACCACCGUCGAGUGCACGGGAAGAAGCCAAACGGGAGACAUGGGAGCGAUGGCGCUCUCAACUGGUCGAGGAAGACACUACACGGCAACACCGGGCUGUUCGCGCCGUGCUCCCCAACUGGGAAACACGGAGAGAACAAGGCGGGGUACCGCUGA
This is a messenger RNA of Bombus pascuorum, 1251 nucleotides long. RefSeq lists its product as uncharacterized. NCBI's taxonomy places the organism in Eukaryota, Metazoa, Arthropoda, Insecta, Hymenoptera, Apidae. The record is from RefSeq and is a predicted model, not a curated record. The transcript has 2 exons. The coding region runs from base 1 to 1251 and encodes 416 amino acids.